GGGAUAGAUUCUGAGCUAAAAUAAAAACGGCUCGGUUGGCAGUGUUGACAAGCACUACUAUCACAUCCAAAUAAAGGAUUUUAAAGGGAUUUUUGCCUCGAAAACUUCGAAACAACAUAUCACAGCGGCCCGUGCAGAGUCCCCCGAGCAGGGGGCAAACAAAGCUGUUCUGUCCACUAUCUUCCCACUCUUCACUUCCCUGACGAAUGGAGGGCAGGUGGAGAUGGACGUUUACAGGAUAAUGUGAUUGCAGCUUUUGCAUUUGUGGGACCCUGCUGACCCAGAUGACCCCCUGACCACACGGCACAACAUGAAACCUGUCAGCUAUCACAGCGUCCCGUCGUCUGUGAACGGAGGACACCAGAAUCUGGGUCUGGAUCGUGUGCGGUGUGAGUCAGAUGUGAUGUACUGUGGCAAAUGUGGAUUUCCUUCGAAGGAUGUUGCGGCAUUUGAGAAGCACAUGCUUGAACACAUGGGGACAAGAUUUUACUGUUUCUACUGCAACAAUGUGUUCUUCAGCGAGGCCGAGCUGAACACUCACUUGAAGCAGCACACUACAAACUAUCCAUAUAAAUGUCAGUACUGUGGACAAGGCUACAUGCGGAGGCUGUGCCUUGUGAAGCACAUUGACCGCCUCCAUAAGAACAUCAGUCAAGGACCUGCUAAGCCUGACGUGGUGAAAAUUUCUCACGUGCCUGUCUCCAGUGCCUUAUCAAGUGUGUCCAGUGCUGAUUCAUCGUCAUUUAGACCUGCAGUUCGGGUGUCAGCUCCUGUCCAAAGGGCACCUGUAGUAAGAGUGAAUAAAGAUGAACUAAGAGCAAAAGCACUAGACUGUAAUGUCUCAAACACCACCAAUGGACAUACAGAACAUUAUUCUCUUUUGAAUGGACCCAUACAGCACAACAGGGCUUUAACUGUUUCUCUGCCAGAAGAAGUAACAAUCCCUGCUGGCUGCUUGGUUGAACUUGUCGAAGUGAAAACUGUAAACGGGACAAAGGAGCUGAAACUGAGGCUCGUCUCUCAACAGGAAAACAAAUCGGUGAUCAAAGACACAAGGACGACAGUCUCUCAGAACGCUGCACUGGGAAAGCCACUGUCUUCAGCACUAAAUCAUCAAAUCGGCACAGUGAAAACUGGGAGUAUGGGAAGGUGCACUGUCAACAGGAGACGGUGUGAAACAAAGACAGUGAAUGUAGAGCGGCCCGUUUCCAAAAACCUCCCGAGUCAAGUGAGCAACGAUAAGAGUGGAUUCAAAAGAACAUCACAAGAAAUAUUCAGUAUGGACUCUAACACAGUCAUUCCAUGUAAGAUUCCCAAAAUCACCAUCAGAUCUGCUAGAGAAGGAACUAGUGGGAUCAGAGUUACACAAAGAGAACCUGUAAGUCUUGUAAAUGCAGCUUCAUCCUCAGUCAUCUCCACCAGGGUUGCCAACAGGCUGACCAACACCCUGCAUCCAGACAACAGGACAGUGGAGGAGAGGAGAGAUUUAAUUCAAGCACAUUCCAAGAGUAUUCCACCCCAGAGGGCAAGUGACACAAAGAGCAUUCAUCGAGAUGUGUUGGCAGCUUUUAAGCAGGAACUCACAGUGAUCCACUCCAGGAAAAACACUGAUUCAAAAAUAAUGAAGGAUACAGUGGGCUUGAAUCAGCCGUGUUUGAAAUCAGCUCCUGCUCCCCUGAGUGUUCCUGCGGCCACUGCUGCCCAAGUGAGACCUCCAGCUGUUUCAGGAGGUAAAAAUAGUGUUGUUGUAAAUCAGUCUUUUCCAGCGCAGAGGACUUUGAAUGAGACAUCAUCAGCCAACGGCCCUGUGCUUUCUAAUGCAAAUUCAAAGGUGUCUGCUUGGAGCCAUAAUGUCAGAUUUAGUGAGAGAGCAGGAGAGGGAGACGAGACAGAACCUGAGAGUUUCCCAGUUAUUUCUUCAGUGUUUUCAUUAAGUCAACAAAUGAACCAAACCUCCUUUCAGCCACUGGUAAUGGCUCUGCGUGGCAUAGUGAUGGACAAGAGCAACGGUUCUGGUAGAACCCCUCAAGACCACAUCAAGAUAACAAACGGCACAGAGCAGAUGAGAGAGGCGCCGGCCUCCGGGCCUGCACAGGUGACUGCGAAAGAAGAACCCUCCAUCUGCUGCCCUGAUGUGACGGAGUGGUCCAUUGACUCUGUGAAAGUAGAGGAGCUGGAAAAGGGUGUCCAGCCCCAUCCUGUACUGACCAGCCACCAUAUCCAUGUGAAGGUGGAAAAGAACAGCAGUACACCGACAGACGACGAUAAUAAAUUCAGUAUAACACUUGCUUCAACGUGUCCCACCGAUAAGGGAUCGGAUUCGAAAAUCGUGUCGCAUGUCGAUGCGUCUGUGUCUACAGACGAUCUAAGGCAAACUGCAAAACGUGAGCAUGACGUUUCCUCAAAGUUCCUCACCGUCUCACUGAGAAGGGUACAAGUAGGCGUGUGGGAAAACAACAGGAAAGGAACGAAACUGUCAGAUUUCCAUAUUUCCAAAUGUGAGACUCAUUUACCUGUGGGCAGUGUAACUGACUGUGCAGUCAUUUACCUGAUGCCACUGAAGGUGGACCAGCUGGUGAGAAGACCAGGCCCAAACCAGCCUGUAGUGGUACUCAACCACCCAAAGCCCCGGGCCCCUGUACAGGAAACCGGAGCAGACACUGUUGCCAACACUGGAGCCUCUGUGGUGGUUCCAAAGUGCCAAAUCCUCAAAAUGAAGCUGAGCAAAGUGAUGGGGCAGAAAUAUGAGGUGAAGGGCUGCACUGUUCGAGUCUGUCCAUGAAUUUGUUGGACGAUGCAUCGGUGGAAGGAUGUGUAUAUUAACGAGAAACUCAAGUAGUAUUAUGAUGGGAAAAUACUUCAUUUUGUUCUCUGUUUGUCUGUGGAUUGGCCUGGGAUGGAUUGUUCAAGUGCAAUGCUUUUGAGACUGCGUUGGGUUCUUUGAAUAUGGCAUUGGCCGGCCCGCUGUAGUAGGUGGCAGUCAGUGACAGACAGACACGUCAGAAGUUUGGGAAACCAGUAGAUAUGAGUUUAGGCAUUCAAGCAUGCUGUUUAUUUAAAAUUAUAUCUUAAUUUAUUCAUUUUUUUCGUUGCAUCCGUAAUGUCUCGUGGUUCAUCUGGUCCCUUAAAGAUCCAAGCUGCUAUACAGCAUGUGCUGCAAACCCAGAUUAUCGAAUUGUCACUUCAAAAAUAAAAAAAAACAGUGUCAUUUACAGUAUGUAGGAAGGCCAUGGAUUUAAUCAUUUUUUAAAUUCAUGGUAAAAUCAGUAUGUGCCAUGAUUAAAUGUUUGUUGUGCUAUUUAUGUAAUAUCUUGUGUGGCAAAAUAUCACAUGCAGUUCAGAAAAUGCACCACGAACAAGCUUUUGUUCCAACAUCAAUCCCUGUUUCUCUACAGUCGGCACAUAUUAGAUUUAUGUAUAAAACUUUGAGCACAUACAUGCCCACAAAAGUCCUUACUCCCCUUAUGUGCAGAUGCUUAUUUGGCAUCCUAAUUCAAGGGCCAACAUUUCAGUGCUCGUGAGCUUGUAGCUGGUUGAGAGCACAACAUUAAACUAGUCCGAAAUCUCAAAUUGUGGAGAUCAGUCAGUGUUUUACAUGUAGCAGUCAGUCAGUGACCUCCAACAUUUCUGGCUGCACAUUCCAGUCAGGUACUCUGCAAACUUCAGAAGUAUUACAUUUUCAGAGGGUCGGUCGUCAGUCGUCGGCCCAUGAAGUGAACUGGACCUGUGACAAAUCCAGUAGAAGCUUAAUGUGUAAAUACAUUUACACUUGUGUUUGAUGUUGGCCACACACUCUGUGUGCAUGUGUGGGUUUCCUAUGUUUUUGGGUUUGGAUUCUCUCUUCUUUUUUGCCUUAACUUUAUAUUCACUAUCCAAAAUGGUAGUUGUAAAAAAAAAAAAAAAAAAGUUAAAUGCCACAUUUGACCACCAGUAUUUUUCUGGCCACUCUCGAUGACAAACUUCAACGUUUUGGACGAUAACACUAAGUUGGGAGUGUCUGAACCCAUCGUUGGGUCUGGUUUCAGAAAAGCUUGAUGCAAAAAAAUAAAAUAGAAAAGUGACCUCAGUGAAGGCUUCCUUCUGUAUAACUUACAUUUCACCUCGAGAUUUAAACAACAGAGAUCUUACAGAGAAAUUGUAAAUGUUUAUUUUGAUGUUCACCCUCUCCCCUCCCUCCAUGUUAGCCUGCACUUAAAAUAUGUAUACUUUUUAUAAAUCCAAAUGCAUAUUAAUAGAUUGUGUAAUUUAUCAUAGGCUUGUUUUGGUUCUUUGAUUGUCAGCCCUAGAAACGAGCGUCGAUGCCGUAACAGUUUGCAGCCAUUAGCCUGAACUCAAACUGGUCCAUUGAUUUUUAAGAAUGCCAUGCACUGUACUACUUGUUAUAAAUUUCUUAUAUUUUUAUUUUCUUGCCAUGUACAGAACAUACUCAGUGACUGUAGUGAUUCCUGGGCGCUCAUACACUUUGUGGUCGUCCAAAAAAACAUCAGAGGGUUGUAGUAAGCGAACUCCUGUCCUGAUUCUUUGCAGAUCUGCCUCUCUUCUUAAUGGCAGCGUUAUUACACCUGUGUGUUUUUGUUCAUAAUGUAAUCAUAAUGUAUGAGGUGCAGGUGCUAGACCUAUGAUUAAAGUAAUAGGUUUUGGUUGCCCGCAGAUUUUAUUGUGUAUAUACUUAAGAGUAUCAAACUGCAAUGACCUGUUAACUCACUCCGAAAGGGAAUGACUUAAUAUUCCUCCGCAACACUCAUGCUGUGCUUUAAUUUCUACUCACGCAGUGUUUAAAGCUGCUUUAUGUACAAUAUUUCUUAAGUGUCUUGACUUUUGCCUUUUAUUCGCCCCUCAUGUGUGAAGUAUGUUUUUGUUUUCGUUUGAUUGACCGUGUUUAUUACCGUGUUCUCAUGUUUUUUAUAAAAAACAGUUGUGUAACUUUUCCUUUUUCUAUUAAAACAAAGUAAAUAUGGUUGGAAGUUCACCGA
Molecule: messenger RNA, 4973 nt
Organism: Solea solea (common sole)
Lineage: Eukaryota; Metazoa; Chordata; Actinopteri; Pleuronectiformes; Soleidae
Exons: 2
Coding region: 311-2782 (823 amino acids)
Cellular component (GO): nucleus
Source: RefSeq, a predicted model, not a curated record